Messenger RNA from Phytomonas sp. Hart1, 2205 nucleotides. The record is from the annotation of a GenBank genome assembly. NCBI's taxonomy places the organism in Eukaryota, Euglenozoa, Kinetoplastea, Trypanosomatida, Trypanosomatidae.
UUCAAGGACUACAUUAAUACAAACAGUAGUAUAAACCCCCCCAAAAUAAAGGGUCGAAUGAAAGUAUUCACAAUGGUUGCAUGGACGUUACUUCAAUAGUCUAAUUAUUUAUUAUGAAAGGCUAAAUGUAGCGAUAUUUAGUUUUGAAGGUCAUUAAACAUUGGCUUGGAAAUCAUAGAACCAAACGUAUAUAGCGAUUUAUUAAAUUAUCAACCAAAUUCUAUAUUUAAGAACCAAUCCUUCAUUAUGGACAUGACUAGGAAAAUACCUUGGCUCGUAAUUACUGUUCAAAUAAAAAUCUAGCUUAGUUUUCUAGAGUUCUUGGCAUUCAUUUUGGUUGCAUGAAUAAUAUUUUUCUCAAAAUAUGAUCUCUACUAUAGUUCAGUUACUAUAUAAACAGCUCUUGAAUAAAUACGAUUUUUGAAUCUAGCCAAUUAGAAUAAAGAACUCCAGACUAAAGGCAUCUAUAAAGUAUUCCUAACAGUAUACCCCAUUCCUUACUGCUAAUUUUUGAUACCCAUUAUCAAUGACUAAGACCACUAUUUGAGUUAUAAUGUUUGAUAAAUAGGUGGUAUUAGAUUAUAUUUCCAUAUAUAUUCUACUUUUUUUUCCAUUCAUAUUCUGCAUGCGAGUGGUAAUACAGGCAGAUUUAUUAUAAGGGUAUCUUUAUAUACGAUUAAAUUCACUGAACUGAAUAAUAAUAAUAAUAAUAAUUCAAUAUUGCCCGUGUCAUCUCUUAUUUUUUUCAACCUUUGAUGACUAUUCGUAUUUACUCCCUUUUCAACUACUUGUUUAUGAAUUUCUUGCUUGUACAUUGUACAACAGAUAAAAUAUAUUAGCUUAUCUCUUGGGAAGUUAAAAUAUGAAUAGCUGGGAAAGUGUAUGUCAAACAAAUGUCCUUGGUAUUUUACAAUAUUGCUUUGUCAUAUUUUUCCCCUACUACAACCUGAAUUCUUGCUUACUAUGUAAUACACAUAUAUAGUAAAGUGAGGAAGGGUAGAUGAGGGUAAGCUACCUACUGUUCAGUCGUUUCUUGUCAUUUAUUUUGUUGAUAUAGUUUUUCGAAGUUAUCCUCUGAAGAUGCGAGGAUUCUUAAAGCGUCAAAAUGUUGACAAGGUUCAGCCCGGUUCAAAUAUCACCACCUACGAAGAAGCGCUCUAUCCUCCACGACCUUAUCGUUACCACCUCCAACAGGAUCCAAUUGCUCCCUCAAUAUCAUCGACAGCUCAGCUAUCUUCAAAUGACCCGCAUUCUGUAUUUUUACCACCACCACUGGUCGUAUUACCCAGCAUUGACGCGGAUUCUAUUUGUGAGCCCCAUUUACAGCAACCGCAACCACAGCAGCUUCACCAGACUCGACGACCCAUGGGGACGACAUCCGGAUCAUCAGCUUCAUCUGGUACGGUUGUUAACAAGCGUCCACCUCCCUUUUUAAGUAAAUUCUUUGAUUGCUUUGUGCCAUCCUCCUUGAUGAUGGAUGAACGGGGACUAUUUGACGUGCUAGGGGGACCGCAGUCCAUCUGGUGCGAGCCGUUGAACAUCUUCCACUACCCGGAUCUCCUAUUUAACUCACCGUCCCCUUCUCAAGACGAGAUCAAACCCCCUGUAGGGGGUUCUGUGGCUCGUAAAAGGGUUGUCAGAAACCAGACGGACUCGUCUGUGACGAUUGAGCGACGGCAAAUGGCCCUAUUGGGGCUAGCCGAGAUGGCACGUGUUCCGCUAGAACUGCGCUCCUUUGUCACGGCCCUUGGCACAGGGGGGAUGAUGGAGCUACGGCCUGUGUCAGGAAAGGACCGUGGGAAAAUGGAGGCGGUUAAUGUGCUGCGGAUUCGCCCCAGCCGACGGCCCCAACCGCCUCGUCCGAUUCGCCGUGGGGCGAAGGUGGUCCUGGAUACGGGUCAUCUAGCCACAUCGACUGGGACGCGGGUGGCGUCGGAUGACAAAGUCAAGAAGUCAACCACCGACGCCGGGGUAGUUGGAAAGAAGAGGACUCGUAAUGGGGAGGAUGGAACGGAAGCCGAUAAUUUAGUCGAUUUGGAACAUGAUAAUGAGAGCGAAGACAGUAAAAACAGUGCCAAUAUGGAGGAGGACGACGAUGAUGAUGUGGAUAACCUUUCGGAUGGCUUUUUCGAAGCGGAUGAUGAUGAUUACGGUGAUAAUAUCAAAGAUGGUUUCAAUGAUGAUAACGGGAAUGAUUUCUUUUAA